Setaria italica (foxtail millet) is the source of this 1027-nucleotide messenger RNA. RefSeq names its product FAD-linked sulfhydryl oxidase ERV1. The transcript has 6 exons. The record is from RefSeq and is a predicted model, not a curated record. Bases 190 to 753 code for a protein of 187 amino acids. Lineage: Eukaryota; Viridiplantae; Streptophyta; Magnoliopsida; Poales; Poaceae. Gene Ontology annotation, molecular function: flavin-dependent sulfhydryl oxidase activity; flavin adenine dinucleotide binding. Gene Ontology annotation, cellular component: mitochondrion.
GCGGCCCACAGGUCACAGUAAAAUCCACCGAUUUUGCCGUGCUUCGCUCUGCUCCGCGCACCCCGCCGGCCGCCGUUGCUGCAGCCGCGGUCGCCGCGCGCCCCCUAUCCAUCGGCACCCACCGCUCCGCACGAUUGCGCUUGCAACUCAGUGUCGCCGCACGCACGUGAGCCGGCGGCCGCCGCCCCGAUGCCGCUUUCGGGCUGGAAUCCGCUGGCGCCCGUCCUCCAGACCGUCGCCGCCUUCUCCCGGCACCUCCUCAUCGCCCCGGACACCGGCCCCGACGACCACCGCCUCCGCCCGCUCCUAUCCCUUUCCCUCUCCCCGCCGCCGACCCCGCCUCCGCCGCCGGAGGUCCCCAAGGAGAAGGAUGCUAAGCCAGCGCCGCUGACGAAGGAGGAGGUCGGCCGGGCCACGUGGAUGCUGCUCCAUACCAUUGCAGCGCAGUUCCCUGAUGAACCAACGAGGCAGCAAAAACGGGAUGCGAAGGAGCUGAUGCAUAUAAUCUCGAGACUAUAUCCUUGCAAAGAAUGUGCUGAUCACUUCAAAGAAGUUUUGAAAGCAAACCCUGUGCAGGCAGGAUCUCAGGCUGAAUUCUCCCAGUGGUUAUGUUAUGUACACAACGUGGUUAAUCGAAGCCUUGGGAAACCAAUAUUUCCCUGCCAAAGAGUAACUGCACGAUGGGGUAAACUGGAUUGUCCCGAACGCUCGUGUGAUCUAGAAGGCGCCAACGACAUCAUGCCAAAUCGAUGACGCAAACAAGAAAUUCCUCUGGAAUAUUUACUUCAAUGAGGAUUUUUAAACAAGCUAUUGUAUGAGCCUACUACCAGGGAGAUGAGGAAAGAGAGUUCAGGGCUCCAUACCGAGUUGCUGACAUUGUAGAGCGAAGAGCGUCUACCUGAUUUUCUGUAUCCUUGGGCGCUGGUGGUGUUAGUGGUAGUAGAGUAUGUUGGAUUCGAAUCUGGCGAUGUUUGUACUUUGUACAGUUUUACCAUGGUAACAGUAAUCAAAUUUUGUUUGAGCUACU